Messenger RNA from Parastagonospora nodorum SN15, 1380 nucleotides. RefSeq lists its product as hypothetical. Gene Ontology annotation, molecular function: hydrolase activity, hydrolyzing O-glycosyl compounds. NCBI's taxonomy places the organism in Eukaryota, Fungi, Ascomycota, Dothideomycetes, Pleosporales, Phaeosphaeriaceae. The record is from RefSeq and is a predicted model, not a curated record. Bases 1 to 1380 code for a protein of 459 amino acids. The transcript has 3 exons.
AUGUUUGGUCUCAAGGUUUUACUCACCUCUGCGAUUGCGGGCGCUGUUGCUUCGGCUGGGUACCUCCCGGCUGUCAACAGCGAUGCACCCUUUCGGUACAAUGCGCGAAGGCAAGUUGCCAAUGGCACUUCGCCGAACUUCAAUGGGCCGUACAAUACGCAGGGAAGAGAUAUUGUAGACAGUAAGGGAGAGAAGGUCACAUGGGCUGGUGUGAACUGGCCUAUGAGUGGUGAGACCAUGAUUCCUGAGGGUCUUGAAUGGGCAUCGGCAGAAGAGAUCCUGGACGACAUUGCGAGCGUGGGCUUCAACUACAUUCGUAUGGGCUACGCCAUUGAAAUGAUCGACCAAGUCUACGAUCGCAACGGCGAAGAUGUGCCUCUUGAAGUCGCCAUGAUCCAUGCUCUGGGCUACAUAAAUGGCACCAAAGUCACCAACGAAAUCAUUCAGAAGAACCCCGGCUGGACUACCCAGACCACGCGCUUCGAGAUCUGGAGCGACAUCACCCGCAUUGCUGCGACAAAGGGCAUCUUCAUCAGCCCCGACGUCCACGUCGGAAAGGCACAAUGGUGCUGCUCUCACAUCGAUGGCAACGCCUGUGGGCGCCGCGGCCUCUCCUACGUCGCCAAAUGGGCCCAAGACCACCCCAACGUCGUCAGCAUGUCACUCCGCAACGAGCUCCGCGAAUCCUGGAACGUCACCGACCUUUACUACAACUGGGAGACCCUCGUGGGCAACAUGACCGCCGGCGCCGACGCCAUUCACGCCGCCAACCCCAAUAUCCUCAUCAUCUGGUCCGGCAUGCAAUACGGGCAAGACCUAUCCGCCCUAACCACCGGCAAAAACUAUCUCACGGCCCCCUGCUACAAGUGCACCGCGAUCCGAGACGCCGCGCGCCGCGAACCCAAAGUCUUCGACCUCGCCUCGCACGCGUGGGCCGACAAACUCGUCUGGGAAAUCCACCUCUACAGCAUGUCUGAAGACAUCGACACGGGCACCUGCGACAUCAUCAAAGCAAACUUCUUCCGCAACGGGUUCAACGCCAUGGGCUUCGACGCUCCGCCCGCAUGCAACGUUACCGGCGAUUGCCCCAAGGCCGUGCGCGAGACGCCGGUUAUCAUUAGUGAAUUUGGCUGGGCGCAGGAUGAGACGCUGUUCAACCACACACUUACCCAAUGCCUGAAGGAGUACACCUUGGAGCAUAAGAUUAGCUGGAUGAUGUGGAGCGUGGCUGGGAGUUAUCGAAUUCGCUCGGGGAUCCAGGGAUUUGUGGAUACAUGGGGGAUGACGAAUAGUGAUUGGACGGGCUGGCUUUAUCAGAAGGGCAUUGAUGAGUUUUGGAAGCCUUGGGUGGAGGGCAUGGGGGUUACGAAGGUUGUGUAG